CUGCUCGUCUCUCCCUUCAGACAAAGCCCGUCCCUAUCUGAUCUCCGACAAAGAUGUCGCCCCUGGAGUGCUCAUGAGGCAGAAGGCCCUCUGAAAGACUCUUGCGGGAGCAUUUUACUUCUUGCCAAGAUGGCGACGACAGCCAACAAUGGCGCAGGAGCUGGCGCGCCUCGCGAAUCACGUUCCUCGCAGCUCUAUCAGGAGGCCAAAGGCCAUCGCGCCAGGCUCAAGGAUCGGCUAAAGAAGCAAAGCUCUAACAACGUGAGCCAGCUGUCGUCAUCUCCCGAGGUAGACUUCGCAAGACGUGAGCUUCGCAACGUCUACUUGAAACUGCUCUUUUCGUGCACCUUCACCAGCCGUGCAAAGGGCGCGGACUCGAGCCUGUGGGCCGACACGACCUACGAGCUCAUCGCCAUCUAUCGAGCGCGCAUCUCUGAGCUCGACAAGCAAGUUCGAGGCCUCAAUGACGAAGCAAGGACAGGUGAAGGUAGCAAGGAAGAGCGAAAGAAGCAGGCAAAGGUGCAAAGCCAGAAAGCUUCGGCCCUCCUGCGUCUGCGCGCGGCCUUUCGCGAAUUCCUCGGCCAGGAAGAGGAGUGGUGGAGAGAGUUAGCAGGCCGCGUAGUCCGUGUCUUUAAUGUGGAAAAGGCAAAGCCUCGCCUCAUGGCCCUCGGCAUCCCAUGCGAGCCCGAUAACCCGGCAAGCGGCGAGGUUGGAGGUGCGCAGUCAGUAGCGACGUCUGCAUCGGCAACUGGCAUGGAUCGAAUCACGCUCGCUGCAAGAGACGAUCCGAAGCUCGUAGAGGCAGCCCAGAUCCCCGCAAAUGAGGCUCGUCUGAUUGAAAUGAUUCACAAAGCUCUAGUUUCGUGCGGCGAUUUGGCAAGAUAUCGCGAGCUCUAUCGAGACGACCGCAAGGACCCUGACGAGAAGCCCAUGGCUGCUGGACGGCAUGCGCCAGCUCGAAGGGGGGGUGUCGGCGGCGGAAGGGGAGGCUCUGCUGGUCGAGGUCAGCGCGGUGGAGCGAAUUCAACCAGGUCGAGUCGAGAAUCCUCGCCCAAGCCUCGCGACUACAGCCGCGCUGAAGCGGCAUACGAGCAAGCCCGCUUGUUGCUUCCCGAUAAUGGCAGCCCUUCAAACCAGCUGGCUGUCUUGGCUUCAUAUAAGGGCGAUGUGCUCUCGUCGAUCUACUACUACUACCGCGCCCUCUGUGUCAAAUCGCCUUUCGAAUCGGCCAAAGGCAACCUCGAAGCGACUUAUCGAAAAUCUAUUGAGCGAUGGCUUUUGCAAGGUCUUAUGCAGCAUGAAGAAACUCAAGCCCUCACCAUACCGCCCCUACUUGGGUCCAUUGAGGAGAGGACGACAAAGACGAUGCAGGACAUGGUUGUUCUUCACGGACUUCUCUAUCACCGUUGCCGCUGGGCUGCUUCUUCCAAGUUUGCUCCUCGCUGUAUCGAUGGCCUCUCGUCACUAUUGGUGGAUCGGGCGCUGCAAGCCGAUUCCAUCGUCAGAGUCGUUGUGACUGCCAUCGCCUCGCACUACACGGCAAGGCUUUGGAGGACACCAAAAGCACCUGAACUCAGCCUUAGGUCCAAAGACGCAGACACUAGUCGCCUCAUCGCUCAAUUGAACAACAAGAUCUCUGCAGCCGACGCAGAACACCAGAUCCUUGUCGUUGUCUUGGCCACGAUCCGCGUCCUUGUCGAGGUGGGCGCAUCCGAAACACGCGAAGCCCUCGAAAGCCAGAAACGGCAUCCUCCCAGCGGACCAGGCGAGGGAGGAAGUGCAAGCGUUGCUAGAAACAUCACGGCCGUUUUCCGGCGGACCUUGCCAGCGCUGAGGAUUGCAAGCAAGUGGCUCAAGAGUCACCUUGAGCACAUUCAACGGAGCGUGGACCAAGCUGCCAAUGACAGUCAGAAUUCGUCGAAGGAGACCAAUACCACAACGACGCAGAGCACGACGACUGACGAAGACGAGGUAAAAGCCCGACUGAUGAUUGACGCUGCCCUGAUCGAUGCGACGAGGAGGCUAUGGGUUUCAUACGUCGAUUUCGUCAACAUCAUCCGCUUCGCUUUUCCCUUUGAUGCUCUGCCCUCAUUGGGUACCGUCGGUCAAUCCGGCGCCACCCCUCUUGCACUCGAGGAGGAUAGCGAUAUGAGCGGCUUCGCGCCCAUGCGCAAGGCCAUGCUUGCCGUCGAAGCAAAUCCUUCCACGUCCUCCGAAGGUGUUUCGAACGCUGCCAGACCUGCGACCGCGCAAAUAAAGACUAUGCAUCCCAACGAGGAGCAUUUGAUCCGAAUUGCUGACAUCCUCAUCGAUGCAAAGGUCGUAGCAGAGAGCGAAGACAGCCCGAUUGCAUUCGAGGACGAGAACAACACCUUCGUCGUCUCAUCCUCGCUACACUCGCAACUUCAGUCAUCGAUUGGAGGAGCAGGGACCUCUACCAUGGGACGCUCGAGCGUCAUUGACUCGGCUCUCCUCGGUGAGACGAGCAACAGUAGCAGUGGAAGCCAUGGCGACAUACCUCUUCGGAGCGAGCAGCAGACGACACUAGCAGGUGCCAGGGCGACCAACGAUGAUGAGAAGAGUGAAAUCGCGAGCGAAUCGACAGAAGAUGUCGUCGAACUCGCUAUGAGGGCCGUUGAUGAAAGGCGAAGGACACUUGCCUCUAAUGAUGACGACGAUGACGAUGCUGAUGACGAUGAUGAUGAUGAUGGCGAGGUGAUCUUGAUUCCUUCGAGCGCCAGAACGAAAAAGACUUCGACGGCAGCAGAGGCCGUCACAACAGGCACGCUCGCAGGACGUGGACCUCUGACGAGAGCACAGGAGCAGAAAGAGGCAAGAAAGGAGUUGAGGGGCGAUGACGAUGAUGGAAUGGAGCCCAGAACUCCUGGUUCAAGAGCGAGUGGUCAAUUUACACUCAUCGACAAGAGGACCGAUACGCCACCAUCAGGGCAGCAACAGUCACCACCGCCGCCAAUGACGGCCCAGAACUUACUCCUGCAGGUCCUCAAUGGACCGGGGCCCAUUCGGAACGACGAGAAUGGCCUCAAUCAGCCACCGCUGCCGCCUUCGCCCAUCGGUGUACCGCCCGGGUUUCCAAUGGGGAUGGGUGCCGCAAUCGCUGGCAGCGGAAGCGGGCUACCGUCGACUCAGUCCAAUCUCUUUUAUGGAGGCAUUCAGACCCCCCAUCACCACUUUGCCCAGCAACCCUCUUUCAAUGCGGCAGCUGGAGGCGGCAGUGGUGGAUCUUCCUCUUCUCCACUUCGAGGAGCAUGGGACGCAAAUGAUGCGGCGCACUUUAUCUCGUCGGCUCGGCAGGGCCAGAGUCAGAGUCAGGGCGCGAGCCUUUGGGGAGGUGGGCCUGCUGCGUUUGGUUCCGUAGGUGCGCUGGGGCCACCCUAUUCGCCAAUGGGCCCUUCGCAGCAUCUCAACCAGCAGCAGCAGCAACCAUCGUCCAUCACUCCUUCGAGCUCGUCCUCCCCGUCUUUUGGAGUGGGCCCUAGUGGUCAGCUGCCGCGGCCUCACGGCUUGCACUCACAUACCAAUUCGUCAUCGCCCUUUUCGCCUCCGCAAGCUCAGCCGUCAGCUUCCCAGCAACAGCAACAGUCGAGCCCAUUCGGCUGGGAUCAGCAACCACAAGCGUAUGCAAAGUGGUGAAGAGCCAGCAAGGCCGAAUCGUUGCCAACAAAGUGGAAAGUAGAGUAGACCUAUCAGUCCCGGCCUUUCACUUACUCUCCAUCAAUCUGCCCCACUCAAUGAGACUGGACACUAUUGUCGUUCUGGCUGUUCUCGUCUUGAGAGAGAAGAUUUGAAUGGAAUGGAAGUGGUUGUCUUUGUUUUACAAUGUGAAGGAAAAGAGAGAAAGGAACAGUCUACUAUUGCUGCUGUUGCUGUUGCUGAAGCUUCUGCCGCUUCGCCGCCCGGUUGGCAUUGGCCGUUGCAGUUCCAACCAACCCUCCUCUGGCUGUGGCGUUUCCGCCAGCGCCACUGCCGCCGUUAGCACCCGUCCCAUUACCACCACCAGCUGUAUUGGCAGCCAGUACGGUUGAGGGAGUCGAUGACGAGGCCGAAGCUGGUCCGACGAGGCUGCUGCUGCCGGGGUGAAAGG
Messenger RNA from Acaromyces ingoldii, 4105 nucleotides. RefSeq lists its product as hypothetical. The transcript is spliced from 2 exons. Gene Ontology annotation, biological process: nuclear-transcribed mRNA catabolic process, nonsense-mediated decay. The record is from RefSeq and is a predicted model, not a curated record. NCBI's taxonomy places the organism in Eukaryota, Fungi, Basidiomycota, Exobasidiomycetes, Exobasidiales, Cryptobasidiaceae. Gene Ontology annotation, cellular component: telomerase holoenzyme complex. Bases 130 to 3654 code for a protein of 1174 amino acids. Gene Ontology annotation, molecular function: telomerase RNA binding; protein binding; telomeric repeat DNA binding.